Messenger RNA from Ceratitis capitata (Mediterranean fruit fly), 2090 nucleotides. RefSeq lists its product as uncharacterized. The record is from RefSeq and is a predicted model, not a curated record. The transcript is spliced from 4 exons. Lineage: Eukaryota; Metazoa; Arthropoda; Insecta; Diptera; Tephritidae. The coding region runs from base 804 to 1772 and encodes 322 amino acids.
CAGGGCACACAACGCAGCGCAGCGAUUGCUAAAGCAUUCGAAUUGCUGCCUCCACAUUUUCACUAUUUACUACAAUACAUACAUACCUACAUACAUACAUGCAAAAGUAUGUAUGUACAUAAGUGAGCUUUGCUUGUAGGAAAUUAAAAAAAAAUCAAAAAGAAAAAUUCAUUAAUCCAAAGUACAUGCCACUUGGCUAGCCCAGGCUGGGCGUGUAAGUGUAUGUGCGUGUGUGUGUGUAUGUGUGUGUGUUCAUUCGAAGUGAAGUGUUUGUAAAAGACUGUGAAAUAGUGAUUUUUCUAUACGCCGCGUUGGUCUCUUCCAUCAGUUUACGUCGUGGUAUCGCGUGUGUCUGCAAGUAUAUACAUAUAUAUUGAUGUAUGUAUCUCCAUGUGUUCGUAUGAGUAUGUAUAGACCGACCAUAACGCGAGUGUCAGCCAAGUCCAGGCAUUUAUUUUCGACGUCAGUGUAGUGCCAUAAAAGAACCGCACAGCCAUAAGCCAUAAGAAACGCAAGGAACACGGAGUCACUACUAGUGCCACAAAUUCGACCGCAACUCUUUUCCUUUGGAAGACAUCCAACUUCUAAGGUCACUAUUUGCAGCAGUGCCAUAGACACACAAUUACAGCCAUAUAUACGAGUACCUACUACGACAGGCAGACACCACCAGCAACAACAGCAGAGAUAGCAGCGACGCCGGCAAUAGCAGUACCGAAGUAAGUGGCGAGUCGAAUGAUUCCGGCACCGAAUCUGAUGGUGACGUCCUAGAUGUUGACAACAAGCAUCGCCCUCUAGACUUGGACAUGGAAACCAGCCUAAGCUCCUGCGCCGAUGUAAAUUCACCAACAACAGACACCGCCUGCUCUUCGUCAGCAUCUUCUGCGAUGAUGUGUCAAUCCCACCUUCUAUAUGAUCAACACAGUUCGGAAGAGGAAUUGGAAGUGAUCAAUGGCCCAUCAUCGGUAGCGGCAGCCGAAGCGGCAUCCAAUGUAUUGGUAGUGCGUGGCACUGCCUCAUCACUCAUAUCGGAGCGUGGCUCAUCGUCGUUGGAAACCGAAGAGCUAUUCGGCGAAGCAUCGACAUCGAAACGUUCCAGCUCAACGUUGGUUGAGAAUCGCAAGAGAUCUCUGGCGCAUAGCUCCGAUGAUGAUCAGCUGAGAAACUUCUUGGAACCCGUUUUAACACCAGUGAAUUUUCGCACAUCACCACCAUUGGAAGCUUUCAAGCCAAACCGUAGCCACAAAUAUCGCUCCACAACGCCACUGAUAUUAUCGGAGGCGCGUUGCGGCAUCGAAAAUAUUAAAUUAUGUGAUAAUAGUGUUAAUGACGAAAAUGGUGACGGCGCCGCCGCAGCGUCGUCAUCGUCGUCGUCCUGUGCAGCGUCAUCCGGCGCGUGUGGUGGUGGUGGUGGUGGUGGCAAUUCAAAAGCCGGCUGCAGCAAUAGCAGCGGCAAUAGCAACAAUAGUGAUCCGAAUUCAACGAGUGUGAUUAAGGUGUGCGCCUCAUCGCUUAAGAUGAGCAAUAGCAGCCAUCAUAUCUAUCAGCCGCAACCCAAAUAUAAUUUCCACUACAACAGUUCGCGCAGCAGUCCCGCAUCAACGACCGGUCUCGAUGCGAUGGAGGUGCGCUCGGUAAGUCCACCGGCGAAACUCUUCCAUUCGGCUAGAUCACCACACCGCCGACCGAUACGCACACAACACGCCGCACAGAGGCUACAGCGGCCACAUCGGCCGUGUUUAGAUUUUGAUAAAAUGCAACAAGUGAGUCUCUAAUGCAGCGCCAAAUCAAAGACUUUUUACUUCUCACUAAUUACAAGUAAAUGUACCUAAAAGCUCGCAUUACCCACAAUGAAAUGAACGGCGGAAUGAUGAAGUGAAAUGAAAAGAGAAGAACGAAUGUUUGGAGGAUAUCAUGAAAAAUUAAAAUAGAAUGAAGAGAAAAUUAUUUCAAAGAGCAGAGCAUGAAGAUCAUGAGUUGAUUGUGAAAAUCUAAUAGAAAUAGCCUGCCUAUUUUGUUGGUAAUUGAAUGUAUGUAGGUUUUGUACAGCAAAAAAAGUAAAACAAAAACAAAAAAUAUUUGCAAAAAAAAAA